AUGUACGCUGCUCAACCCCUCCAAUUAUUGAUUCUCUCGCUGGCAACUUCGACCGCGCUGGCCAAGAUCAUCACGGUGGGGAUCGGAACAAGCGAGGCAAGCCGGCCACUGCACGUUCCCGUGGGAGAGUGCACAGAUGUGGACGAAGAGGAGGUGUACACAUUAGACUUGAAACAGCCCUGUCGAGUGUUCACGGCAGACGGUAUUGCUCCAUCCCGGCGAACAUACGAGCGAACGCCCAGUGCCGGUCGGAAGUCUCCUGUGUGA
Messenger RNA from Aspergillus candidus, 267 nucleotides. RefSeq lists its product as uncharacterized. The record is from RefSeq and is a predicted model, not a curated record. The transcript has 4 exons. NCBI's taxonomy places the organism in Eukaryota, Fungi, Ascomycota, Eurotiomycetes, Eurotiales, Aspergillaceae. Bases 1 to 267 code for a protein of 88 amino acids.